AUGGCACGACCAUCGAAGAGGAAACCUGCUGGUGCGGCUGGAUCAACGUCACCACCCAGCAGCAAAAAGCCUCGAACUCCGGCAAAACCCGCCAAGACCAAUAAAGCGGAAGACCGAAAGUCAGGCAGGAAGAACGCGGCGAAGUGGGCCGAAGUCACGCUAAAAAAAAAACGCACAUCAGGCGAGGGAACGUCUAGCGAGGAUGAGGAUGACAACGUCAGCGAUGCCAUGGAAACUUCGGACCUAAACGACGACACGCCAGGUCCAUCAGUCCGAAAACCCCCCGCCAAACGGCCUGCCCCCUCCCGCAAUGGAAGGACUCGGAAGCCUUCGCUGCCCCCGCCCAUGUCGGAAACCAUUUCGGAAACAAGAGCACCCCCUUCGACCUCGUGGCCAGAAUCAGGAUCAGGAUCAGGAUCAGGAAGGAGGCCAGCACAAUCGAUGUCGAACGGUAGCCCGCCGGCUCCUCCGCCAGGUACACCUACAGCUACACCUACCAAGAGGGCGACAGGCCGUCGCCUGGAAGGAAAAACGUACACACCCAGCCGCAAAAGUAGCUUUCUCCGGCACGCUAACGGGACCGAGGGCACGGAUUCGGCUACCGCAGCCUCGGCCUCCGACGGUCCCAGCCUAAACUCGGACAAUCUCGGAGGGCCGAAGACGCGUGGCCAAGCUCGGCGGGGGCCGAGUUUCUUGGACCGCGAGCGCGCUGGGCGGGAUACAGUGGCUACGGCAGGCGCUGAGGGAAGAACACCAGACAUGAAAGGGACACGGGGACAGAAGGACAAGAGCAAGAGCAAGGUGGAUUCCGUGCCGCAGCCGGCGCAAGCGACGGAUGCUGGUGCUGAUGCUGAUGGUGAUGAUGCGCGACCGAGGCGGGGCAAGAGUCUAGAGUGGACUUUCAAAUGUGCUGUGGUGGUGGUGCUAGCUCCGGUGGUGGUGCUCCUCCUCGUAUCGGGCUUGCUAGUGGCGUGGCCCCACGUGCAGGUUGCGGCGGGAGGCGCGUGGGGGGCUUUCCGGGGGCUUACCGCCAAGACACCGUCCGUAGAAAAGUGCUUCCUGCAACCGGGUGAGCAAGAGGACAUCGUCUGCAAGAGCGGCACGGAGGCCAUGGACUGCCCCGACCACGCAACGUGUGGCGCCGGUCGUAUCCUUCACUGUAACCUGCCAUACACCUUGAGGAAAGACAGAGCGGCAUGCGUUCUAGUUGCCGAAGCCGAGAAAGAGGCUAAAGCUGUCGUAGAAGCGCUCCGAACACUGACGGCGGAAGAGCUAUGCAAAGGGAAGGGUCUGAUCAUGCCUAGGGCAUCUGCUCGCGGGAGCUUCAUCACGCUAACGGAUGCGGCCACCGCACAGAGCAGGGGGCCGCUUUCUCUUUUGGCCGGAAUGCCGCCGGGCAACGUAGUCGGCCUGAUCGAACUAGAGGGAGAGCCUGCGCAAGUAUUCGGGGGAGGGCAGGAUGGCGCCGAGGGCUGUGCGGGCAGCGGCAUGGAGAGGGUCGCUCGUCUGUCGGAAAGCGCGCACGACGCCGUGAUGAGGACCCUGGGUUGGCGAUGCAAAGCGCGUCUUGCCGCUGGAAGCUGGUUUAUGACGUACUGGCAGUAUUGUCUGGCGAUGUACUGUUUGGUGGUGGGGGCAGUGUGUCUGGACCUGCGGAGACGCAACAGCUACUACAGGCACGUACAGGUGUGCACCAUUCGCGACUUGUGCUACCAGACUCUGCUGGACCACGCGAGCAAGGACUCUUCCCCUAUGCAGGUGUCGCACAUCCAAUCCUCCGUGACCGAUUGGACAAGGCAAAGGGUAGCAAAAAACCGGGCCACCAUUCAGCGGCACAUAGCCGGCCUCUGGCCUUUGGUGGAGAGGGAAGUGGAGCACGACGAGAGGAUCAGGAGGUGUUACAAGAGCCUCGCAGGGAAGCGCAGCGUGGCGUGUUGGAAGUGGGUGGGUCCGACGGGCACUCGCUUCGAGACAAUCGGGGCCUUGAACCCAGGACGUGCCCCUCGCCUGUUGCUGCUUUGGUGCCAAGAGCGAGCAAGGCCGAUGCCAUGGUGCCAACUUUGCUGGUUGUUGCAAGCUUAGCUUAGCUUAGGCCUCUCUCUGUUGCCGUGUAAUAGCGACAGAGUUGAGGCCAACUACAGCUCUAUUUCAGGUCACCGUCGCAUGACCCAUUUCAGUAGUGCAUACGCGUAGUAUUUAACGAUGCCAGUGCUAAAUAAC
Ectocarpus siliculosus is the source of this 2220-nucleotide messenger RNA. The record is from the annotation of a GenBank genome assembly. NCBI's taxonomy places the organism in Eukaryota, Phaeophyceae, Ectocarpales, Ectocarpaceae.